AAAUCUCAUAAGAAUAAAUCCUAAAGCUGUUUGAUGUACUUUUAAGAAGCUCUACUACAAAAGCAAUGCUUGAAUUUUCUGAGAAGCUGACAUUUGUUGCGGCAGUAGCUCUGGCUGUCCUGGCUUUGGGAGGUUCGUCCCCGGUAUUGGUGCCUGAGCCUAUUCGCUGCGCUCCGUGUACACAACAGAUGCUGAGCAACUGUCCCGCACUCUCUGCUGACUGCAAGCAAGUGCUGAGAGAACCAGGCUGUGGGUGCUGCAUGGCUUGUGCUCUGGAGAAAGGAGCUUCCUGUGGGGUUCACACAGCCCACUGUGGUGAGGGUCUACGCUGCACUCCCAGGCCAGGUGAGGCCAGACCACUGCAUGCCCUGACCAGAGGACAUGGAGUGUGCACUGAAGAUGUGAGACAAGAGGUAGCUGAUGAAGUCCAAGAACAUGACUCUGUGCACUACCUUUUGGGACUUAAUCUUCCAUCUGAUCACCAAGACGCUGCAGAGGGCCGUGAGAGUUUAAAAGCAAGAGUUAAUGCUAUUCGCAACAAACUGGUACAGCAGGGUCCCUGUAAUAUUGAACUGCACACAGCACUGGACAUGAUUGCCAGUUCUCAGCAGCAACUGGGUGAUAAGUUUACAACAUUUUACCUCCCAAACUGUGACAAACACGGCUACUACAAAGCCAAACAGUGUGAGUCCUCUCUGGUUGGGCCGCCUGUUCGCUGCUGGUGUGUUUCAUCUUGGAACGGGAAGAAGCUCCCAGGAUCCAGUGACCUUCUUGCUAAUGCACAAUGCCAUCAAGAAGCCACUCUUUAAGAUAUGAACUAACACAAGAAAUACAUAAAUGUAUUAAGUAACUUUAAUUUUAGUUAAAUAUGUAAAAUUGACCUAAUGUACAUAGAAUUUUUAAUCAUGUGAGGCAAAAUGGCCACCUAUUUUAUGAACAUCAUGCAAAACAUUAUUUAUUCUUUCCUUGUAUAUUCUUGAAACAAUUAUCAACUUGUCUUUUUAAGAGUUAUACAUUUUUAUUUUUAGCUGACUGAAUAACUCCAUUACUCAAAACAAGUCUGCACCUCAGCCAAACUAAGUAUGCUUUGUUAUAGCCAAAAACGGCGCUACCAUCACGGGUCGUUUAUCCAAAGUGUUGAUGUUUUCUAAAUCCCUGUUCAGGUAUUCAAUGAGGAUUCGCAAAGGGAUUCACAUUUGCUAACCAGAAGUAUAAAAGGGUUAUCCAAGACACUGCACAUUUCAAUAUGCACUGCAUAUUUGUCUACCUCUGCUUGCAUCUGCAAGUUAUUUGGCUUUGUGACCAAUGGUUGCAAAGAUUCUUGUAUUUAUUUGUUUGUGCAUUUUAAUGUAAUGUUAUAAAAAUAUAUGCAGUGGG
This is a messenger RNA of Cyprinodon tularosa, 1377 nucleotides long. Its product is annotated as insulin-like growth factor-binding protein 1. Lineage: Eukaryota; Metazoa; Chordata; Actinopteri; Cyprinodontiformes; Cyprinodontidae. The transcript has 4 exons. Gene Ontology annotation, biological process: regulation of insulin-like growth factor receptor signaling pathway. Gene Ontology annotation, cellular component: extracellular region. Gene Ontology annotation, molecular function: insulin-like growth factor II binding; insulin-like growth factor I binding. The record is from RefSeq and is a predicted model, not a curated record. Bases 66 to 809 code for a protein of 247 amino acids.